Molecule: messenger RNA, 849 nt
Organism: Temnothorax curvispinosus
Lineage: Eukaryota; Metazoa; Arthropoda; Insecta; Hymenoptera; Formicidae
Product: vegetative cell wall protein gp1-like
Exons: 1
Source: RefSeq, a predicted model, not a curated record
GGCGAUAACUACGGUGAAGAGUCAACCGACACCCUGCCGCGGAAAGAUUUCCGGGGUCGUCGCGACCCAGCCCGUCGGGCGACUCCAUAUCCGGCUCCUGAGACCAAGGCGCUGCCUCCUCCUGUGAACCCGACUCCGGCUCCUGAGAUCAAGACGCUGCCUCCUCUUACUACGGCCUCAGCUCCAGCUCCUGUUCCUGUGAACCCGACUCCUGUUCCUGUGAUCAAGACGAAGGAUCGCAUCCUGAUCACCAAGGUAGAAACUCUACCUCCUAGGAGACGUUUCCAGCAGAGCAAGUCCAAGACGAAGUGGAGAUUCACCCCGAUUGCCAAGUGGGGUCAUACUGACCCAGCAACACAGAAAUCGGUGGAAAUCAAAUCGUCCAUUCCAAGUCCGACUCCAGUCCUACCGAGCCCUACACCAGCUCCUGUUCCUGAGGCUACGACGCGGGAUCCGAUCCUAACGUCUAAGGUAGAAACCUUCCUACCUUGGAAGCUCGUACCCAUCUCUGUUCCGGCUCCCGAGAACAUACCAGCUCCUGAGAUCCAGGCGAGGGACUCUAUACCAAUCUCCAGGAUAGAAACCUUCCUACCGUGGAAACUCUAUCCAAUCGACGUUCCACCACGAGCUCCACGUGUCCGACGCCCACGUGUCCCUCUUCAUCCUGUCGAUCCGGAGAACUCUGUGGCAACUCAGACAGACCACAUUUUCAAGACGCCUACACGACCACGAUUCCUGCAGACCCGACUGAGUCCCAUUCCGUCCACUCCGAAAGACCUGGUGGUCCCGCGAGAGAUUAUCUUUGAGAAGAAGAAAUCCAUCAUCAAGCAAUUAUUUAAAGAACAGUAA